Messenger RNA from Entelurus aequoreus (snake pipefish), 3654 nucleotides. RefSeq names its product gastrula zinc finger protein XlCGF57.1-like. Gene Ontology annotation, cellular component: nucleus. Bases 350 to 2002 code for a protein of 550 amino acids. The transcript has 2 exons. The record is from RefSeq and is a predicted model, not a curated record. Gene Ontology annotation, biological process: regulation of transcription by RNA polymerase II. Gene Ontology annotation, molecular function: RNA polymerase II cis-regulatory region sequence-specific DNA binding; DNA-binding transcription activator activity, RNA polymerase II-specific. Lineage: Eukaryota; Metazoa; Chordata; Actinopteri; Syngnathiformes; Syngnathidae.
AAAACACUGGUCUAGAAAACAGGCAGAAUGAAGAAACAUGAAAUAAGUGUCAAAUUCAUGUCUAGAAAGCAGGCAGAAUAAACAAAAAGAACAGAUGUCAACAGAAUAAGAGGACGAGAGCAGGAGCGGAAGUGGCCGACCUUUGGCGCAUGCGCAAAUGGAUCGAGCUGCUCAAAGACUGUGGUGGCGACCAAGAUGGCGGAUCGGAAGGCUGCGGCUUUGUGAGAAAGUUUAGCAUUUGCGAUCCAACAGCGAUAAAAAUGGUCAAAUAUUCGUAGCCCGCGAAACGAAAGUUGAGUUUGAAGCGAUGGAGUGUUAUCUAAAGUGAAGAUUGAAGACGUGAUAGAAGAUGGACGACUACUGCUAUGCUAAGAUGGCGACGUCCGCUAAAAGAGAACAUGAAAGAGAAUCAGCGCCACCAACUUCCAGCAAAUCACCAACGGAGAUAAAGACGAAAGACGAAGACGUCCAGCAACUGAUUGGUCAUACGGAAGAAAUUUUCCCUGAGCCGCAAGGUGAAGGCUCCACUUUGAAGCAAGAGCAUCCAAGGUCCCCCCACAUUAAAGAGGAAGAGGAGGAAUUUGGGAUAACUCAAGAAGCUGAUCUCACCAAGUUGUCAUUGACUGUUGUCUCUGUGAAGACUGAAGAUGAUGAAGAGAAACCACAAGUGAAAAAUCUCUUAGCUCCACUGUCAGAUAGUGAGGCUGAAGACGAGGUUGAAGUAACUUUGAGCAGCGAUACAGACUGUGAAGGUGAUAUGAGGACUCACACUGACAACAAACAGUCCGAUUGCUCCAAAAAAAAGAGCGGUACAAAAUGUUUCAGUUGCUCAGUUUGUGCUAAAAGCUUUACACUAAAGAACACUUUGACAGUACACAUGAGAACGCACACAGGAGAAAAGCCUUUCGAGUGUUCAGUUUGCGGUAAAACAUUUUCUCAAAAGAUCAAUUUGACAGCACACAUGAGAUCACACACAGGAGAAAAACCAUUUAAUUGUUCAGAGUGCGAUAGAAAUUUUGCUUACAAUACCCAUUUAACAAACCACAUGAGAACACACACUGGAGAAAAACCUUUCAGGUGUUCAGUUUGUGGUAAAAGAUUUUCUCGCAAGAGUGAAUUGGCAAUACACAUCCGAACACACACUGAAGAGAAACCAUUCAAUUGUUCAGUUUGCGCUAAAAGCUUCUCCCAAAAACCAAUUUUGACUGAACACAUGAGAAUACACACAGGGGAAAAACCAUACAAAUGUUCAGUUUGUGGUAAAAACUUCACUCAAAAACAAACUUUGACAACACACAUGAGAACACACACAGGAGAAAAACCAUACAUAUGUUCAGUGUGUGGUAAAAACUUCUCUCAAAAACAAACUUUGACUACACACGUGAGAGCACACACAGGAGAAAACCCAUUUAAUUGUUCAAUUUGUGGUAAAGCAUUUUAUCGUGAACUCAAUUUGACUAGACACAUGAGAACACACACAGGAGAAAAACCAUUUAAAUGUACAGUUUGUGGUAAAAAUAUAUCUCAAAAGGCUAAUUUGGCAGCACACAUGAGAACACACACAGGAGAGAGGCCAUUUAAAUGUUUAGUUUGUGGUCAACAUUUUUCCCAAAAUAUCCAUUUGACUGUGCACAUGAGAACGCACACAGGAGAAAAACCAUUCAUGUGUUUAGUUUGUGGUAAAAGAUGUUCUCGUAAGAGUGAUUUGACAACACACAUGAGAACACACACAGGAGAGAAACCAUUUUAUUGUUCGGUUUGUGGUCAAAAUUUUGCCCGAAAACUAUAUUUGACUGCACACAUGAGAACACACACAGGAGCAAAAACAUAUACAUGUUCAGUUUGUGGGAGAGGUUUUUCACGCAAGGAAAAUUUGACUGGACACAUGAGAACACACACUGGAGAAAAACCCUUUAAAUGUUCAGUUUGUGGGGGAAACUUUUCUCUCAAGACUCAUCUCACAGGACACAUGAGAACACACACUGGAGAAAAAAGCCUUUAAUUGUUCAGUCUGUGGGAAAAGCUUUUUUUCCAGGUGAUGUAUGAGGUGACACAAGGGAAACACACAAUAGAAAAAAAACAUGUUCCACACGUUUUUUGUUUGAUUGAAACUUUUAUUAGUAGAUUGCACAGUACAGUACAUAUUCCGUACAAUUGACCACUAAAUGGUAACACCCGAGUAAGUUUUUCAACUUGUUUAAGUCGGGGUCCACGUAAAUCAAUUCAUGGUUCGUGGCGUCAGAAAGAUGCCAGACAAUAAAAAACAUGUUCCACACGUGGCCUAAGAAAGAUGCCAGACAAUAAAAAACAUGUUCCACACGUGGCCUAAGAAAGAUGCCAGACAAUAAAAAACAUGUUCCACACGUGGCGUCAGAAAGAUGCCAGACAAUAAAAAACAUGUUCCACACGUGGCGUCAGAAAGAUGCCAGACAAUAAAAAACAUGUUCCAUAUGUGGCGUAAGAAAGAUGCCAGACAAUAACAUAUAUGUUAAGAUACAAAAACAUACACCCGUUUGUGUUCAAAGCUGCACUAAAAAGAGCAAAUUGUUUGAUCGCAGGAGAAAAACCCUUUAGUUUCAGAGUUCGUACAAUAGCUUUUUCUGAAAAAAAAAGGCACAACAUGUAUGGUGUUUCAGCAUGUGUCGAAUUAAAUUUGUUAGUGCUAAAAUCUUUACAUCAAACUAAACAUUCAAGCAAUUCUUUAUACAGUCGGCAUUUUAGUGUGUUAACUUAGUUGUCUUCUAAGUUAAUCUGUAACAGAAAAAAAAGAAUUAAAUGUUUUUUUUCCUCCUGUGAGUUCGACUGAUGCUAAGAACAGCAGCUACACAACUUGGAUUGGUUCAGAACAACAUGGAUGGGGUUUCCCUCACCUUCCUUUUGGAUUACGGAAGUGUACAUUAAUGAUCAUGAAGUUGUGUUCGUGUUGUGUCAAUCUUGUGUAAUAGUGUUGUAGUUACAAAGUAUCCCUUAUGUUCAACAACAUUUACUUCUGUUUUAUUACAGAAAUAAAAACUCAUGUGACACAAAUAUAAGCGCAGUAAACAUGUAGUGUGUCAGAAUAAUUGUCACAAAACUUUGUGUUUCCAUGAGGCGAGAGGACAAAAGCUGUCUUUGAUCUUACCAAGCAAAAGGCUUGUAAAACUCCACUGUGGGAAGCGACAUGAAGGUGUCGGUUUCUUUUAACUAUUGUAAUCCACAGGAAGAUCUAGUCUUGACCCGAGAUCUACAAAGCGGAGAGGAAGCAGGACCUGACGCGAGCUCCAGGCAUCUUUUCUUUGAACUGUUUUGUGACCGAGGGCAAUGGCUGUUUACGACCCCCUCUCCACUUAGAAACAACUGUUGCCAUGUAAUCAGUCCAAAUAAAAGAGGAGGCGCGCAAUCCUUUUGUCAGAGCGUGGUGGAAGACUGCAAUAGUACAGCCCAGACGUUUAUCCUCAUUGAGCUAAAUUGAAUCCUGUCUCUGUUUAAUUCCUUGCUUCUUGUCUGUUUAAUAGAUGUUAUCGGUGUUUGAACCUGACAUAGUGUCCUCUUUUUGUAUUAUUUGUCUCAGGCCCCGAUAAUGUUUGAUAUACAAAUAAAGUUAUCAUGAUCCGUGGUCCAGCUCAUGUUUUGUUAAGUUAUGUUCUGUUAGUUUUGGACUCCAUAGUUCCUGUU